GUCGGGUGCUUUAUCUUCGUUUGCGGCUGGGCUCGCGGCGUUGCGGGCCCUGGCCCCGGGACAUCUUUUGUAGCCGACCUUCCCGCCGCUGUGCAGUGACGGCUUCCCUGCCCGGCCCUCUUUGCCGAAGUCCCCGCAGCCCAGCUGGGCCCCAGCAAAUCAAUGGUGGAUAAAGAGAAGAUGUCUGUAAGAAACCGGCUAUCCAAGUCCAAUGAAAACUCUGAGAAAGAUGAAGACCAGAAAAACCCUACAAAGGAGUCCCUAGAGACUCAUAGAAAUGGUCGAAUUGACAUAAAACAGGUGAUAGCUAAGAAGAGACAGUUGGCAGCAGAGGCAGAGGAAUUAAAGCCACUUUUUAUGAAGGAAGUUGGCAGUCACUUUGAUGAUUUUGUGACCAAUCUCAUUGAAAAAUCUGCAUCAUUAGACAAUGGUGGCUGCGCCCUCACAACUUUUUCCAUUCUUGAAGAAAUGAAAAACAACCACAGAGCUAAAGAUUUCAGAGCACCUCCAGAACAAGGAAAAAUUUUUAUUGCAAGGAGAUCACUUUUAGAUGAGCUGUUUGAAGUGGACCACAUCAGAACAAUAUAUCACAUGUUUAUUGCCCUCCUCAUUCUUUUUAUCCUCAGCACACUUGUGGUAGAUUACAUCGAUGAAGGAAGGCUUGUACUUGAGUUCAAUCUCCUGUCUUAUGCUUUUGGUAAAUUUCCUACUGUUGUUUGGACAUGGUGUAUCAUGUUCCUGUGUACGCUUUCAAUUCCCUAUUUCCUGUUUCAACAUUGGGCCGAUGGCUACAGCAGGAGUUCUCAUCCAGUGAUCUAUUCUCUUGUCCAUGGCUUGAUUUUUAUGGUCUUCCAGCUUGGAAUUCUAGGGUUUGGACCAACAUAUGUUGUAUUAGCAUAUACACUACCACCAGCUUCUCGGUUCAUUGUUAUACUUGAACAGAUUCGUUUGAUAAUGAAGGCUCACUCAUUUGUCAGAGAGAAUGUGCCACGGGUACUGCAUGCAGCUAAGGAGAAGUCGAGCAUGAUUCCAAUACCCACAGUCAACCAGUACUUGUACUUCUUGUUUGCUCCUACCCUUAUCUACCGUGACAGCUAUCCCAGAACUCCCACUGUGAGAUGGGGUUAUGUUGCUAUGCAGUUUGCACAGGUUUUUGGCUGUCUAUUUUAUGUGUACUACAUCUUUGAAAGGCUCUGCGCCCCCUUGUUUCAGAAUAUCAAACAGGAGCCCUUCAGUGCUCGUGUUCUGGUCCUGUGUGUAUUUAACUCCAUCUUGCCAGGUGUGCUGAUACUGUUCCUUGCUUUUUUUGCCUUUCUGCACUGCUGGCUUAAUGCCUUUGCUGAGAUGUUACGCUUUGGUGACAGGAUGUUUUAUAAGGAUUGGUGGAACUCUACAUCAUACUCUAACUAUUAUAGGACCUGGAAUGUAGUGGUCCAUGACUGGCUAUACUACUAUGCCUACAAGGACCUUCUCUGGUUUUUCUCGAAGAGGUUCAAGUCUGCUGCCAUGUUGGCUGUCUUUGCCAUGUCUGCUGUAGUGCAUGAGUAUGCCCUUGCUGUUUGCUUGAGCUAUUUCUAUCCAGUGCUCUUCGUGCUCUUCAUGUUCUUUGGAAUGGCAUUCAACUUCAUUGUUAAUGAUAGUCGGAAAAGGCCAAUUUGGAACAUUAUGGUGUGGGCUUCCCUUUUCUUGGGCAAUGGAGUCAUUUUGUGCUUUUAUUCUCAAGAAUGGUAUGCACGUCAGCACUGUCCUCUGAAAAAUCCAACAUUUCUGGACUAUAUCCGGCCACGUUCCUGGACUUGCCGUUAUGUGUUUUAGAAGCCUGGACUAUUUCCAUCCUCAUCACUGAAGAUAGGAUAUUCUGCCUGAUUUGGGGACAGCUGUAUAAUUUGGACUAUUCCAGGCUUUACAGAUGGCUCACUCCAUUCCUAGCUCUCCUGGUGCUGGAUUGUUGGGAGUUCACUGGAAUCUUGUAUGCUUAAGAGGACUUUUUUCCCCUUUUUGGGAGAAGGGAGACUUAUAGCUGAGGUAAUGACAGAUUUUUGCUGGGUCAUCUCAGCUUAAGCCUUGGUAAUUAUAUCUGUUUUAUUCCUUCACUUCAUCCAAUCAGAGACUAAACAUACUUGUGUGGCCACUGAGUUAGCCAAAACACUUAGGAAGUAUCUCACUUUAAGUAUCUCUGGCUUAGAGUUGUUUUCAUACAUGUUGUUGGAAGGUAUUUUAAUUAAACAUGCAAUUGGAGAAGAAAGGAAAAUAAAGAUUUUUUUGGUAUUUCUUGUAGAAAAGAAAAAAAUAUCAAUUUUCCAAAGAUAAAUUUGUUAUACAUUCCAUUUUAUAUUUUUUUAAAAGUUCAGAUCUACUCAGUUUUUCUUUCUCUAUACAAUAUUGUGAAGCAAUUAGCUGCCUUUCACCUUGAAUUCUCGAGUUUAUGUCAGUCACAGUAUAUAUUUGAGGGGAUCAGAAGUAGCACAAGAACAUUUCUUUGUUUGAUUCCAGAGUAAUUUAAAAAAAAAUUUCUGAGUCAAUGAUGUGUUUCAAUUACAUGGAAGGUUUGUUAACUUUAAGGUAAUAACUUCUUUGAAGUUAUUUAGAAGUAUCCUUUGCUGCAAUUAUUUUAUUUUCUAAUAAACAGUGACUUCCCUUA
This is a messenger RNA of Marmota flaviventris (yellow-bellied marmot), 2641 nucleotides long. RefSeq names its product sterol O-acyltransferase 1 (gene Soat1). The record is from RefSeq and is a predicted model, not a curated record. Gene Ontology annotation, molecular function: cholesterol binding; cholesterol O-acyltransferase activity; fatty-acyl-CoA binding. Gene Ontology annotation, biological process: cholesterol efflux; cholesterol homeostasis; cholesterol metabolic process. Gene Ontology annotation, cellular component: endoplasmic reticulum membrane. Lineage: Eukaryota; Metazoa; Chordata; Mammalia; Rodentia; Sciuridae.